GGCAUACCACAACCCAUCGGGCCAGCGGAGGCGAAACCUAGUGUUGAGGAGAAAGAGAGCAGAGUUCACGAGGCUCACGGACCUCGUGAGCUAUAGAUAGAUAGAUAUAUCGAUAGAUAGAUACACAGAGAGAGAGAGAGAGAGAGAGAGAGAGAGAGAGAGAGAGAGAGAGAGAGAGAGAGAGAGAGAGAGAGCAGGACCAAUGGCACCUGGAAGAGACACGGACACGAGAGAGAGGAGGGGAUCGCAGGCAGGUGAUGACAUCAUGCCGCUGAAUCUCUCACAUUCUCUUCAUAUGAUGUAUCCGCCCCCGGGAGAAGAAGAAGAUGUGAACGAGGAAGAGGAGGAGGAAGAGGGUGACGAAGAAGAAAAGGAUUACGACGAAGAAGUUGAAGACGAAGGGGAUGAGGAUGAACAACAACACAAUGCAGCAACUGAACAAGAUCGCACACGAGCAGAGAAGUUCGCAAUGGCAUUGCAGUAUCUCGCCGAGGUACACACAUCCCAAGAUGUGCUCUUUGAGAUGAAGUACGAUUUCGAUUUUCACGGACAGGGAUGGGCUGUACAGCCGACGCAAAAUGGAUUGUAUUUGUAUCGGUACCUGCCCAGAGCGUGUAAUUACGAAGUCAUGGGCUUAUGCAUCUUCUUCGCCCAGACGACGAGAGUGGAAGCAGGGCAAGAAGUGAGCAUAUGCAAUGUGUGGAUCGACAGGAAUCGGGUCAUCACUAGAUAUGCGGUACAGAAGGACUUCCAACCAGAAGCAUAUCACGAUCCGAAAAACGUCAUCAGUCAGCGGCUCAAAGCGCAGCCAGACCGGGUGGGGGCUUCAGGGGGAGGGAAAGCACAGUCCGCGCAAAAGGGGGAUGCAACGGCGAUCGACACUCGGAUGGCGGCGGCGGAUCACAGCUGUAGAAGCAGAGUUGCCGAAAGUGCGACCGAGGAGAGGGUAGACGACGUCCGCCAUGACGAUGGAAGAAGAGACGGAAAGCGGGAGGGCGACGACGACGACGACCGUCCACCUUGUGACGAGGUUGAAGGGAGCCGCAAAGGAGGAUGGUCUGGAGAAGAGAUCGAAGUUAUCUUUUAUGACAGUCUCUGCUCCUACGUCUGCUUCUACUUCGCGGUUUUCAUGGAAUCACGCCUGGCUGCUCGGGGGGCUCAAACUCCGGUGUCUUCUCAGGUGCAAUUGGGGGAGCCCUCCUGGUCCGCUGGUGGCGGGCAACAACUUCAGGGUCCCUCUGUUCGGCAGCCCUCUCUCCUUCUCAAUGCCAAUAUGGUUGCGCCUAAGCGAGCCCCUGCAAUGUCCCCUGGGCAGGUGCAGCAAGGCUCUUUGCAGAGGAGGGAAAAGGAAAGUGGCAGAAUGCGGCCUGCUAGACCUGCAGUGGCGAGCCCUGGGUCAGACCACCAGUCUCCAGGGCGGCCGAGCAAGAGAGCUAAGGGAGGAAAAGGGGGUGCUGGGGGUAAAGGGAAGUCUGCUACCGUUCCUUUUACUGCGGCUCUUGAUCUCGUGCCUCCUGCAUCUGAUCGGACAACAUUGCCGAAAAUGGAAAGUGCGUUGGUGCAUCCACAUCCGAAGAAAUUAGGCGAUGAGUCGAUCAGCCUUCCCAUGUCUUGUAUGACGAGGCCACCGGUUGAUACUCCAGAUGGCAGACGCUCCAGGGAGAUAAGAGAGCCCGGAGAGUACCAAGUCAGGGUCCUCAUGACCUCUAUGAAAAGGGCGCCUUGUGGGGACCAUCUCCCGUUCGUUGGUAUGAUUGACCCUUCUCAGUGCACAGCUGUAGAUCAGGUUGACAAGCAGAAACUCAGAGAAGGGGGUUAUACUGUGUGGAUCCUUGGUGGUGGCCAUUCUCGAGAAGCCCGCAGUAGGCUGAUGCUCAAACACCCCACCGUGGAUUUUUACAAAAGAUACACAUGCUACGUGUAUGUCGGCCUCACUGUGGAAGAGGCGAUUCUCGUCGGGCACGAGCACAACCGUGCUGCAGGGUUUCACAAGCAACUCACAUUUGUUCAAAGAAUGCGUUGUUGGAGGCAGACUUUUGAGAAGUUGGGCUGUGACAAGACUCUGGAGGUCAAGAAGGCUUGCUUGGAGACUUUUGCGGAUAUGCCAUAUAAGCCCUGGCUUAUGAUGGCUGCACUUGACGACGUCGUCGUCAUCCCUGUCCUCACCGAGGUUAAGAGUGGAAUUUUGUCCCUUGAUGAGAUGGCGGAGAAGUUCAAGAUCCUCAAAACUCGUCAAAGGACAGCAGCCGCUUUUAUGAAGGAGGUGGGGGUAGAAAGCUGGGAGAAAGCCAAAGAGGAGUUCCCAGUUCACGCACAAGAGGCGAUGCUAUCCCAGUACUAUGGCCUGUUUGACAAGAAUAUCAAAGGGACCCCGCGUCCUAUGCAGCUGUAUGCGGCCAAGGCCCUUAACUACAGGGAUAAGAUUUCCCAGCACGAGCAGCACGCAGCUCGAACACAAGAUCCUGAGGGGUUGCUUGCUGACUGGGUUUCGUUUGAGGGGGAAGGCUACAAGGGGAGUGUUAAGGUGAUGCAUUGUGACAUGCUUCAGCUGAGUGACAAAUUGGAGGAUAGGCUGCCGUUCACUCUAUGCAUCUUCGACUUCCCUUGUGGAUAUGAUGCCGAUGGCUCUGCUCACGAUGCGGAGCGCUUCACGAAGCCUCAGAUUGAGGCGUCCGUGGAGAACUUCAAGAAGAUCACCUAUUCUCCUUCCUGGGUGCUUGCAGGCUUCUGCUCUACUGACAUGCUCAGCGAUGUCACAUCUGUGUUUUCUGCUGCAUGCAAUGCUGGGGUGGAGGUGGGUGUUUGGGUUGCUCCCAAUGUUGCUUCUCCUGGUGGGCUCAAGUUCACUAACUGUUGGCAGCACUAUGUUCUUGCCUUUCACAAUGACAGCGGAACUAGGGAACCCCUGCAGUUUCAAUUCAAUAAUGCUGACUCAAGGUUGAAUUGCUGGAGUCACAAUGCAGUGACCAAGAAGUAUGUCUUUGCUGCAGACAACGAGAUCCUUUGUCCGUACCAGAAACCUGUCACGCUGUAUGAGUGGCUCAUCACCAAGUUCUCUGACCCGAAUGACUCGUAUAUUGUAGAUGCAUUCUCUAGGUCAGGGACUGGGGUUGUUGCAGGGCUUCUCUGCAAAAGGAAUGUCUUGGCUGUGGAGGUUGAUCUGCGUUGUGUGAGGGGGAUCAGGGCCAUGCUAGCAGGGAGGGACUUCCAAGAGAGUGCAAAGCAGGAAAAGGAGAGCCCCAGCCGGACAGUCGCAGAAGGCUGGAGACAUGCUUAGUCUGUUUGCACAGUCUGGUUUUCAUUUCUAUGCUUGUCUUCAGAUGUUCCAUUGCAUUUCAUGC
Molecule: messenger RNA, 3341 nt
Organism: Chara braunii
Lineage: Eukaryota; Viridiplantae; Streptophyta; Charophyceae; Charales; Characeae
Source: the annotation of a GenBank genome assembly